GACCGCUGCCCGGACCUGCCCUCCCAGGCCGGCUCCAGGAGGCACUGGGGCCCGGCUGGGCCAGGUGAGGCUAACAGCUGGGAGAGCUGUCCUGGCGCCAAGGAUCCCGCCGGGGGAAGGCGAGUCAGUGGGGGCAGGGCUCCUGGAAUCCGGAUCAGCAGGUCGAGCUGGAGGCCCUCCACCCCCAUGUCACCCGGAGAAAAACCGGACCCACUUCCUGACACCUUCAUCCUGCAGCCCCCAGUUUUCCACCCGGUGGUUCCUUACGUGACGACAAUUUUCGGCGGCCUGCGCGCAGGCAAGAUGGUCACGCUCCAGGGAAUGGUCCCUCUCGACGCACGCAGGUUCCAGGUAGACUUCCAGUGCGGCUGCAGCGUGCAUCCCCGGCCGGACAUCGCCAUCCACUUCAACCCUCGUUUCCACACCACCAAGCCCCACGUCAUCUGCAACACCCUGUACCUCGAGCGCUGGCAGGCCGAGGCCCGGUGGCCCCGCCUGGGCCUGCAGAGAGGAGCCAGCUUCCUCAUCCUCUUUCUCUUCGGAAAUGAGGAAAUGAAGGUGAGCGUGAACGGACAGCACUUUCUUCAAUACCGCUACCGGCUCCCGCUGUCCCGUGUGGACACCCUGGGCAUAUUUGGUGACAUCUUGGUGGAGGCCGUUGGGUUCCUGAACAUCAACCCAUUUGCAGAGGGCAGCAUUGAGUAUCCGGUCGGAUAUCCCUUCCUGCUGAAGAGCCCCAGCCUGGAGGUGCCCUGCUCUCGGGCCCUUCCCAAGGGUCUCUGGCCGGGACAGGUGAUCGUACUGCGGGGGCUGGUCUUGCCAGAGCCAAAGGACGUCACGCUGAGCCUGCGGGACGAGGCGGCUCACGUUCCUGUGACGCUCAGGGCUUCCUUCGCAGACAGAACUCUGGCCUGGAUCGCGCCCUGGGGGUGCAAGAAGCUGAUCUCGGCCCCCUUCCUGUUCUACCCCCGGCGAUUUUUCGAGGUGCUGCUCCUGUGCCAGGAGGGAGGGCUGAAGCUGGCGCUCAACGGGCAGGGCCUGGGGGCCACCAGCGUGCACCAGCAGGUCCUGGAGCAGCUGCGGGAGCUCCGGAUCAGUGGCAGCGUCCAGCUCUACUGUGUCCACUGCUGAGGAGUGAGCCAGGGGCCCCGCCAGGGAAGAGAAGGACCAGCCCACGCCCGGCACCCCUCCAUGCGGCUCCGCUCUCCUCCCUUCGAUACACUGUGCGCCUGUCCACCCCCCCACCCCCUGCUUUCGGAGGCCCCAGCCUGGGAUUGGCACCCCCUGUGUGCACUCACAUCUCAUCCACAAGCACUCGGUCCCGGGGCCACGCUGUGUGCAAGGAAGGCUAAAAAUGGCUCUCCAGCGGGAUGGCCGUGUGCCCGGCCACGGUGCUACUGCUGUGAUUCCUGGUAUAUGUGGGGCGUUCCUGGUAUGUCUGUUUAUACCAUCUGAUUCUGUGGUGGCCUCCACUUCCGGUGCUAUUUUUCCUUGUAUUUUCAGCUUGCCUGCUUGCUGUCGGGUUGAUGAAAUCUUUAUCACCCUGCCUACCUUUUUUCUCCAAAACCCUCUCUUGUGUCACUGCUUUGUCAUCCUACCUCCCGUCAUCCCUCCCCUAACCCCAGCCACCCGAGGAUCUGUUUUCCACUCCUACGUGUGGCCUGUUUUGGAAAUGCCGUUAUCAAUGGAAUCCUACAGUAUCCGACCUAUUGAAUCUGGUUCCUUUCGUUGUGCAUCAUCGUUUUAGCUCCAUCUAAGUAGCUGUCUAAGCAUCAGGGACCAGUUCUCUUUGUUACUCAACAGUAUUCCAUCGUGCCACAAUUCAUUUACCGACCGACCCAUCGAAGAACACUUGGGUGGUUCCAGGUUUGGGCAGUCAUGAGUAGAGCGCUACUAAAAACGGUUGUGUACAAGUCUUUGAUGAACAUGAGCUGUAAUUUCUCUAGGGGAGGUACCAGGUAGUGCGAUUUCUGGAUCAUACGACAGAGGCACCUUUAUCAGACACCGCCCAACGGUUUUCCAGAGUUAUUUCAGAGCGGCUGUGCCAUUUUGCAUUCCCACCAGCAACGUGGGAAACUUCUAGCGGUUUUGCAUCCUCGUACUUGUGAUUGUCAGUGGGUUUUUUUGUUUGUUUGGGUUUGGUUUUUGUUUUUUAAUUUUUUUAAUGUUUAUUUAUUUUUGAGAGAGAGAGAGAGACACACACACACAGAGCGGG
Messenger RNA from Panthera uncia (snow leopard), 2215 nucleotides. RefSeq names its product galectin 12 (gene LGALS12). NCBI's taxonomy places the organism in Eukaryota, Metazoa, Chordata, Mammalia, Carnivora, Felidae. Gene Ontology annotation, molecular function: lactose binding; integrin binding. The transcript is spliced from 9 exons. Gene Ontology annotation, biological process: intrinsic apoptotic signaling pathway; lymphatic endothelial cell migration. The record is from RefSeq and is a predicted model, not a curated record. Bases 187 to 1131 code for a protein of 314 amino acids.